Neltuma alba is the source of this 2554-nucleotide messenger RNA. Its product is annotated as somatic embryogenesis receptor kinase 2. The record is from RefSeq and is a predicted model, not a curated record. Gene Ontology annotation, molecular function: protein binding; ATP binding; protein kinase activity. Gene Ontology annotation, biological process: protein phosphorylation. Lineage: Eukaryota; Viridiplantae; Streptophyta; Magnoliopsida; Fabales; Fabaceae. The transcript has 11 exons. Bases 397 to 2271 code for a protein of 624 amino acids.
ACUCAAAAGAAGAUAACAAUCUCACACUGCCUGACUCAGACUGGCUGAGAAAAGAGUGUUUGUGUUCUUAAGCCUGCGAAGAAGUGAGAAGUUAAAGUUUUUUACUCAAGGAAAAGUGAAGAAAUGCUGUGGAUAUUUUCUUGAAAAGAGUUCCAUGUUUGGCUACCUGUGUUAACUCACUAGAGCUUGAUUUUGUUGAUAUUGGCGUUUGGUUCUGAUGCUGUGGCGGGGAUGCUUCUGCGUGGUAAUGGUGGAAACUUGAGGGAGUUUCAUAUGAGAUUUGGGAGCUAGGGUUUUGGACAAUCUUGGUUGGGUUGGGGGAAGAGAAGGGGAUUGUGACCGGGUACUGGGGUGUCAGAUAUUAUUUGGAUCAUUGAUUUCUGGCUACUCACUUAAAUGGAUAGGAAGGCCUGGGCUUCUGCUUUCAUCUGGUGGGUCUUGCUAUUUCAUCCAUUGUGGUUGAUUUCUGCAAACACGGAAGGUGACGCUUUACACAGCCUAAGGACAAAUUUACAGGACCCUAACAAUGUUUUACAAAGUUGGGACCCUACGCUUGUCAAUCCUUGCACAUGGUUUCAUGUAACAUGCAACAAUGAUAAUAGUGUAAUAAGAGUGGAUCUAGGAAAUGCUGAUUUAUCUGGUCAACUUGUUCCACAACUUGGCCAGCUCAAGAAUUUGCAGUACUUGGAACUCUACAGCAAUAAUAUAACUGGCCCAAUUCCAAGUGACUUGGGGAAUCUUACUAGCUUGGUGAGCUUGGAUCUGUACUUAAACAGUUUCACUGGUCCUAUCCCAGAUUCUUUGGGCAAGUUGUCAAAGUUGCGAUUCCUCCGGCUUAAUAACAACAGCCUGUCAGGUCCCAUUCCCAUGACAUUGACCAAUAUUUCAUCUCUCCAAGUGCUGGAUUUAUCUAACAACCGUCUCUCUGGAGUGGUUCCGGAUAAUGGUUCCUUCUCAUUAUUCACUCCUAUCAGUUUUGCUAACAACAUGGGUCUUUGUGGGCCAGUCACUGGGCACCCUUGUCCUGGUUCUCCUCCAUUUUCUCCUCCGCCCCCUUUUGUCCCACCAACCCCAAUUUCUGCCCCGGGAGGUAAUAGUGCCACUGGGGCAAUUGCUGGAGGAGUUGCUGCUGGUGCUGCUUUGCUAUUUGCUGCUCCUGCCAUUGCAUUUGCAUGGUGGAGUCGGAGGAAACCACAAGAAUUUUUCUUUGAUGUGCCUGCUGAAGAGGAUCCUGAAGUUCAUCUUGGGCAGCUCAAAAGGUUCUCACUCAGAGAACUGCAAGUUGCAACAGAUAGUUUUAGCAAUAAGAACAUUCUGGGAAGGGGUGGAUUUGGUAAAGUAUACAAGGGACGCCUGGCUGAUGGUUCAUUAGUUGCUGUGAAAAGACUGAAAGAGGAGCGGACACCUGGUGGGGAGCUUCAAUUUCAGACUGAAGUAGAGAUGAUCAGCAUGGCUGUACAUCGAAAUCUUCUUCGUUUGCGAGGAUUCUGUAUGACACCAACUGAAAGGCUGCUUGUUUAUCCAUACAUGGCUAAUGGGAGUGUUGCGUCAUGCUUAAGAGAGCGCCCAGCACAUCAACCUCCCCUGGACUGGCCAACAAGGAAGCGAAUAGCAUUGGGUUCUGCCAGGGGUCUUUCCUAUUUGCACGAUCAUUGUGAUCCCAAGAUUAUCCAUCGGGAUGUGAAAGCUGCGAACAUAUUGUUGGAUGAGGAGUUUGAGGCUGUUGUUGGCGACUUUGGGCUGGCAAAACUUAUGGACUACAAGGAUACCCAUGUCACAACUGCUGUUCGGGGCACAAUUGGGCAUAUAGCUCCAGAGUACCUUUCUACUGGGAAAUCUUCUGAGAAAACUGAUGUUUUUGGGUAUGGCAUCAUGCUUUUGGAGUUGAUUACUGGACAAAGAGCCUUCGACCUUGCCCGGCUUGCAAAUGAUGAUGAUGUUAUGUUGCUUGAUUGGGUCAAAGGGCUUCUGAAAGAGAAGAAGCUGGAAAUGCUGGUUGAUCCUGAUCUACAAAACAAUUACGUUGAAGCUGAGGUCGAACAGCUAAUUCAGGUUGCACUGCUGUGCACGCAAGGUUCCCCUUUGGACCGGCCUAAGAUGUCAGAAGUCGUGAGAAUGCUUGAAGGUGAUGGCUUGGCAGAACGAUGGGAUGAGUGGCAAAAGGUGGAAGUGUACCGCCAGGAAGUGGAGCUAGCCCCUCAUCCUGGUUCUGAUUGGCUUGUUGACUCAACAGAAAAUCUACAUGCAGUUGAGCUCUCUGGUCCAAGGUGACAUUAGCACAGUAGAAAAGUAAAGAAAGAAAGCAUUAUUUAUCCCCUUUUCUUUUCUUUUUUUUCCCUUCUUUUAACCAUAGAAGCUCUCUUUUUUUACCUUCGACCCUCCCUUUGGUUCCUUUUGAGUAUCACAUCCUGAUUAUGCCUCUUGUAAGUCCAGUGCAUUGUAUUCAUUUACAUUUGUGCAUAGGGGUUAGCUUUAUCAUGAGUUGCCAUCUGUAUCAUCUGCAGUUUGACAAUGAUGUUUACAUCAAAUGAAACAAUGACAACUUCAUCUUGAA